AUGUUCUCACGCGUUGGAUUAUUACGGCCGCCAAUGCCCGAAAACAUCAAGAGCGGAGCUACUCGUACUGUUGAUGCAGAGCUCGCUAUUGGAUUCGCUACGUUUCAUGAGAGCUACAUGAGCGAAGUGAGUAUGCAUCCCGACGAUUGGGUCUCUGCGCGCGCCAAGCAGUCAUCAUUGUUCAAACAGCUAAGCACGACGUGGCAUUUUCAUACCAUCACACCCGAAGGCACUGCGCCACGCACAAAGGUUAAAUUUGAACUUCAAUUUGAAUUUGCUAACCCUUUUUAUGCCACGCUGACUGGCCAAAUCUUUGAGAAACUCUCGGCAAGCAUGAUCGAAGCGUUCCGAAAGCGGGCGGAGGCAGUGUACGGCCACCGCACUUAG
Molecule: messenger RNA, 387 nt
Organism: Malassezia vespertilionis
Lineage: Eukaryota; Fungi; Basidiomycota; Malasseziomycetes; Malasseziales; Malasseziaceae
Exons: 3
Coding region: 1-387 (128 amino acids)
Biological process (GO): ubiquinone biosynthetic process; cellular respiration
Cellular component (GO): mitochondrion
Molecular function (GO): ubiquinone binding
Source: RefSeq, a predicted model, not a curated record